AUGGGGAGCGGCGGGUGCGGGAGCGAUACGGCUGCGUGGCAGGGUGCGACCCGCGCGUCGAGCGGCUCCUGCGUGCCCGAGCCCGCAGCGACGGCGGUGGGGAGUGGCGGGUGCAAGAGCACGACGGCGGCGCGGCAGAUCGCGACCCGCGCGUCGAGCAGCUCCUGCGCGCCCGGGCCCAUGCCUGCGGGCGGAUGCGGGAGUGCGAUGGCGGCGCGGCACAGCGCGACCCGCGCGUCGAGCAGCUCCUGCGCGCCCGGGCCCGCGCCUGCGGGCGGAUUCGGGACCGCGACGGCGGCACGACAGAGCGUGGCCCGCGCGUCGAGCGGCUCCUGCACGCCCGGGCCCGCGGCGGUGGUGGUGGGAAGCAGCGAAGAAAGGGGAGGGAAGGAGCCGGCGCCCGCAGUGGCCGAGCCAGCAGCAGGGGAACGCCAGGCCGUGGGGCUAGCGCCCGUAGCGGCAGGGGCAGCCCCGCCCGAUCCAGAGGUAAGGGCGCGCCAGGGGCCCGCGCCCAGGAGCAGAGGAUGCGCCAGCAUGUGCCCAGGGGCGGCCACGGCGGCUGCAUACGCGCCGGCAGCAGCAACGGCGGCGACGGCCCCGCCUAGGAGCAGGGAAGGCGGCGACGCGUCCUGGAGCAGAGGGGGCGGCAGCGUCCUGCACGGCGCGGCAGGGGCAGCCCCGCCUGAUCUAGAGGCAGGGGCGGCCAGGGGCCAGCGCCCGCAACGCCAUGGGCGGCUCCGCCCGAUCCAGAAGUAG
Panicum virgatum (switchgrass) is the source of this 756-nucleotide messenger RNA. RefSeq names its product skin secretory protein xP2-like. The transcript has a single exon. The record is from RefSeq and is a predicted model, not a curated record. NCBI's taxonomy places the organism in Eukaryota, Viridiplantae, Streptophyta, Magnoliopsida, Poales, Poaceae. The coding region runs from base 1 to 756 and encodes 251 amino acids.